CCGGGGGGAAAGGCGACUACAAAGUGAGCACCAGCCAAUCACAGCCAAACAUUACACAGCUCACCCAACCAGCACACCACUCUCAACAAACCAGCAGGAUGACCACCAACAACCUCGAGCCAGUCUUCCUCAGCUCACCACACCAUCAAACAGCAACAACUAACUAUCAUCCACCAGCCAACUCAUCAUCAAACCAGCAACCAUCACCAUCUGCCAGCACAAGCACAAGCACAAGCACAGGCUCAUCACCAUCAGCUAAUAACCCACAGGAACUAACAAGGUCCGACUCAGAUCCAAUAGCAGCAACAGGCGAUGGCCACAAUAGUAACAACAGCAGUCCCUCACCAUCCCAUCAGCAACACUACCCCCCGCCCGUCAGACUGAGGAAGGGGACCCGGUUCGAGGAUGCCUAUCCGAGCAUGUUUGCCUCACUGGGGGACAAGGACCCCGACCCGAGCUCGCUCCUGGCCAGCCUCGAGUCACCCUUCCAGCUCCAGGAGUACAUUGCUCACCUCGUCCGCGCCGACCCGCAUGCGGUGGCUAGGAUCAUCAAACUACCCAGCCCGCACGUCCAGCGUGAAGUAUGGAUCUACGAGCAGCUCCGUAGACUCGCCCACGACCUGGGACACCCACUCGUUAGCGCACUCCAGGCUGACUGCAACCGCGCCAAGUGUCCAGAGAUGAAGGCCGGGGAAUGGCUCUACCUCUGUGCGGCCCAUGCGACCGCCAACGAGAACGAAUGCUGUGCGAUCGAUUACAUAGUACACACGCUCGAUGGUGCGACAGCCCUCCUGAACUCAGCCCGCUACUUCCCGAGCCGAUUGCAGAUCCCGGCUAGCUCGAUCAAGCAUUUCACUUCGAUCGCCAGGAGGCUGUAUCGGAUCUUGGCUCAUGCUUGGUUUCACCAUCGGGAACUGUUCGAGGAAUGUGAAAUGGAGACCAGUUUGUAUGCACGAUUCCUGGCAUUAACGGACGAGUUUGGGCUGAUUGCGGAGGACCUAUUAGUGAUCCCGCGGGCGGUAGAGGAGGAGGGACAGCACGACGAUGAACAUCAACAGCUCGACGAGAUCGACGAGGGCGGUGAUGAAGCCCAGGCUGAGGCCCAUCAAGACCAACAACAAUCUUUGGAUGACGAGCGGGAGGAGGAUCAUCAUGAUCAGCACCAGCAGGAGGAGCAGCCCGAGAACACUAACGAUCACCAUCACCUUCAUGACUCUAAUGACUCACAAACCGUAAUAGAUCCCCCUACCGAUAAGACUGACGAGAAAACCAAUAAAAUAGAAGAACAAACUGCAUCUCUCUCUCUUACUUAA
Messenger RNA from Puccinia graminis f. sp. tritici CRL 75-36-700-3, 1313 nucleotides. RefSeq lists its product as uncharacterized. The coding region runs from base 99 to 1313 and encodes 404 amino acids. NCBI's taxonomy places the organism in Eukaryota, Fungi, Basidiomycota, Pucciniomycetes, Pucciniales, Pucciniaceae. The record is from RefSeq and is a predicted model, not a curated record. Gene Ontology annotation, cellular component: cytoplasm. The transcript has 4 exons.